AUGGCCAAUUGCUACCCCAUCUUGGUGCUCCCCUGCAAAAGGGGCGGUAUUCCGUGUCUGACGCCGGAUCAGGCGAGGGCGAUUGUCAAGCAGGAAGAGCGGGUGAUAAGUGUAUCCAUCUUCGACGCAAGCGAAUAUGUGGAGCCCUGCAAACGGGCAAAUCAAGGAUUCGCAGAAUUCUGUGGACUGGGGGACUAUACUACCAUUCUCACUGUGCGUAGUCCCCACAUUGGCAUGCACGCCAGUGCCCCGGCGACGGAGGCAGGAUUGUCUGCGAAUCAUGAAAAGGGCCGCAUUUCUUUGGGUAUGGAAAAAUGGAAGGAAAUGGUUCUGUCGCUUCGCCCAACAAUAGCCAUUACCCCAUAUGAUUCUGUUUCAAUUCAUGAGCCGCAGGUAAAGCGCCGACGGACGGCGGUGGGCCGUUCAGUGAAAUGGGCAUUGUCCGCAGACUCCUUUUGUACCCAGGGUAACUGGAAGUUAAUGAAACCUGUAUGCGCUGUGGAAGAGAAAGAUAAGUAUAUUUUCAUGGAGGAACUUUGCCAAAAUGAGACGUUACAGGAGUAUACCGAACACGUAAAAGAGGCCGUCAAGAAAGGGCAGGUGAUGUGUACCGCCAUUUCUCUACCAGCCGUACUCAUGUGUUUGAGAGCUAAUGUGUGCUUUAUCGAGUGUGCACUCCCAUGGAUAUUGGCAGAGAAGGGAAUAGGCCUGGUGUUUGAUCUAUGUCCAGUGGAGGGUGUGUCUCCCACACGGUAUGAAACACAGAUAGACUUGAAUGAUGACUGCUUCACGGAAGAUAUUCGACCUCUUUCGCCAGACUGCAACUGUUACACCUGUAGACGUCAUAUGCGUGCAUAUAUUCAUCACCUCCUUACAGUGCAGGAGAUGAAUAGUAAGACACUUCUGUUGAUACAUAACUUGACACGGUUAAUUCAGUUGUUGCGGUUGUAUCGACUCUCAGGAGCAGAGGAUCGUGCGGCGUUGCUCAAUUGGCUCCUCGCACAAAUUUGA
Molecule: messenger RNA, 1011 nt
Organism: Trypanosoma conorhini
Lineage: Eukaryota; Euglenozoa; Kinetoplastea; Trypanosomatida; Trypanosomatidae
Product: putative queuine tRNA-ribosyltransferase
Exons: 1
Coding region: 1-1011 (336 amino acids)
Molecular function (GO): tRNA-guanosine(34) queuine transglycosylase activity
Source: RefSeq, a predicted model, not a curated record